CACACGUAUAUCUAUAUAUAUAGACAUAUUUAAUUGCUUUUGCGCGUAAAAGUACAGGAGGUUUCAUUACUAUCACUGUAAUGAGCAUUUAUCGUAUCGGCAAAGCGCAUCUGCUCCUUGUGUUAACCAUCUUUCAGAUUGUUUCAUGCGUAAAAAGACGGAGUACUAAUAAAGUAGAUAAAGAAUUGAGCGAUUUUUUCACAAAGCUAUAUAACACCGAUGAAAAUGCAGCCAUCGAAGGCAGAGACUACAGACUAAAUUUACAAGGUCAAAUCGCCAGAGAUCAAGAUUCACUUGAUAAAGCACCUAAACCAUUGUUUGACUACGUUAAUGAGGCUUCGCUCUUAAAGAGACCAACAUUUUCAAGCUUUAUUUCCUUGUUGGAUAAUUACAAUCCUACUGUCGGUGUCCAUGAGACUGUUACACCACAACAUUCAAAAGAAGAGGAUAAUUUUAUUAAAGAAUUACUUAAAACAAAAGUCAUGAAAAUGACUUAUGAAUUUCUAUUAAAAAAAGGUAAAAUAUCUGGAACCAUAGAUGAUUUUGGGAAACAGUUGAAAAAUCUUUGGUUUAAAAGAUACAAGCGAAAAAGCCCUGGAGAUUCAUCUGCCUUUGAGCAUGUAUUCGUUGGUGAACACAAACAGUCCACUGUACUUGGAUUGCAUAACUGGAUUCAAUUUUAUCUAAAAGAGAAGAAAAAUCAGAUAAAUUAUUCUGGAUGGAAAAAACGGGCAUGUAACGAUCAACUUCUCAGUGUAACAUUUGUUGAUGAAAAAAAAUAUAAAAAGCCAAUGGGAAGUGUUUUCAUAGGAUCAUCUCCAGAAUUUGAAAUAGCUGUUUAUACAGCUUCAUUUCUUCUACAUGCGAAAUCAGCAACUGAUGUCGUUAUAGGUAAAUGCAGAUUACGCAUAACAUGCUAUGACUUAGCAGCCAAUGAAAUGAGUACCUGUUACAUGGGAUAAAUUAUUUCUCACUUAUCAAAUCAAAAAUAACAAAAACAAACAAUAAUCGCUUUUUGUUUAAAAUGAAUUUAAAUCAUCAAUUCAAUGUAAUAAGUUUCCAAACAAAAAUAUAUACAUGAAUUAAAAACUGUUUCCCUUUUC
This is a messenger RNA of Trichobilharzia szidati, 1103 nucleotides long. Lineage: Eukaryota; Metazoa; Platyhelminthes; Trematoda; Strigeidida; Schistosomatidae. The record is from the annotation of a GenBank genome assembly.